GGCCGGGAAGCAUCAACUAGCUAGUUAAAAGACUUCUUAAGCUGCUUUUGUCUGUCUCCCUAGUAUUCUAGGGUUCUUUCUUUCGUCUCCCUAGCUGUUCAAGGGUUCUACUCGCCGAUUCUUCUCUCGGAUUGUGCUCUCAUGGAAGGCGGCGAUGUUGAUGGUUUGAAUCAAAGGGUGUCUGGGCUAGAUCUGGAUGACGAGGCUGAGGGGCUCUCCUUUUUACCGGAGGGCGGGGCUCCUGUGCCGACGGUAGAGUUCCGAACUUGGACAAUCGCGGGUCGAUUUCUCUCCAAUAAGGUAAUUAAAUUUGAUAUUAUGCAACGGGUUAUGGCAGCGUCUUGGAAGCCGGCUAUGGGAGUUCGAAUUGUCCAGGAGGGAGAGGUGUUCCUGUUUCACUUCUAUCAUGUUAAGGACGCGACCCGAAUCAUCGAAGAGGGUCCGUGGUCUUUUGAUAAUGCUACGUUGGUCUGUAAACUCCUUGGCGAAGGGGAGAAGGCUUUGGCUACUGAUCUGAAUUGUGCAGAGAUGUGGGUUCAAGUACAUAGUUUUCCCUUUGGUUAUUCAUCCCCGGCUAUUUUAGAAGCUAUUGGUAAUUUUGUGGGUGGGUUUGUGAAGAAUGAUUUCAGUCCUAUUCCUCAGACCCAGAGGCCCUAUUUUAGGGUUCGGGUGGGGGUGGAUGUGCGAAAGCCACUUCGGCGUAAGAUGAAGCUCAAGAAAAGAGAUGGGUCGGUUGUUUGGGUUCAAUUCCAGUACGAACGUCUCAAUACCAUUUGUUUCUUUUGCGGCGUCAUGGGACAUCUUGCAAAGCACUGUAGAGGGGCAGUUCUAUCUUCUUUGGAACCAGAGGAUUACCCAUUUGACGCCUCCCUAAGGGCUGGUGGAAGGAAAAAGGAGUCUAGUCUUGGUUUGCCGUGGCUUCGGUUUCAGGACCCUUGGGAGGGGUGUGGGGAGCAGGUUGGAACCUCUUCACUUGUGCAAAAAGUUACACCGGAGGAGGAGGUAGAGCUUGAAGUUGUGGCAAAGAGGAAGAGGGGUACGGAGGGUGGUGCUAUGUUGGAAAGAGACUUGGAUAUCUCUAUGAUGGAUGGUUCAAAAAACUUGCAAGCGGCGGGUUCUGGUUUCCAGGCCCGCCGGGGACAAUGAGUAUCCUAAGUUGGAACUGCCGUGGGUUGGGCAACCGGCGGACAGUUCAGGAGUUGGCAGACCUUGUGUCUGCAAAGAAGCCCGACUUUAUUUUUCUUUUGGGAACUAAAGGUGCGAGAGGAAGUGCAGAAGAGUUGAAGGUCAAGAUUGGUUUUGAGGGGCUCUUUGUUGUGGACAGUGUCGGUUUGAGUGGUGGGCUGGCGCUUCUAUGGAAGGAGAAUCGUACGGCUAAUCUCAUUAGCUACUCUAGAUAUCAUAUUGAUAUUGUUGUUUCUCUUCAGAAUGCUGUACCUUGGAGAUUCACUGGAUUUUAUGGUAACCCUAAAAGGGAUCAGCGUGGCAGCUCUUGGGAUCUUCUUCGGUCUCUUAAACAUCAUUCCUCUUUACCUUGAGCUGUUAUGGGUGACUUUAAUGAUCUGUGUUCGGUUAGAGAGAAGAAGGGGGGCUGCCCUCAUCCGAUUUCGCUUAUAUCAGGGUUCAAUCAAGCUCUUGAGGAUUGCGGUCUUUUCGAUUUAGGGAUGAUUGGUUAUCCCUUCACUUGGGAACGAGGUCGUGGUUCGCAUAACUGGGUUGAGGAACGACUUGAUCGUGUCGUGGUCUCUGGGGCGUGGAGGGAUUUGUUUACACAAGCCUGGGUGUUCAACAACUUCAUGAGAACUUCUGAUCAUGCAGCGUUACAUUUAUGUCUUAACCGUGCGAUUCGGGUGCACAGGGUUAGGAGAUUUCGGUUUGAAAAUGCUUGGAUGCGUGAUAUUGGUUUUAAGGAUGUCUUGACAGAGGCUUGGCGUGAUUCGAAUGGGGAGCCUUUCUCAGAUAGACUGGCUGCUUGGGGAAGAGACUGAUGCGCUGGGAAGGGGAUAAAUUCCAACAUUUUGGUAAAAGGCGUAAAGAACUGGAAAAACUGAUUGCUGGUAUAAGGGGGAAGCGUGAUGACCAGAGUCUUUUAGCUCUUAAUCGUGCUGAAAAGGAGCUUGCCUGUUUAAGGGACCAAGAGGACCUAUAUUGGCGACAAAGGGCGAAGCAACACUGGCUUAAUUCUGGUGAUGCUAAUAGCCGGUUUUUUCACCAAUGUGCGUCUCACCGACAGCGAAAGAAUUUUAUUCAUGGGCUUAAGGGUUCGGAUGGAGUCUGGCAUGCUGGGAAUUCUUUAAAAGCUUUGAUUACAAAGUAUUUUAAGGACAUCUUUACGUCUAAGGGGGUUGCUGACUCCUUGUUUUUUGACUCCAUUGUCCCGCGGGUUUCGAGAGAACAAAAUGAAGGGUUGCUG
Cuscuta campestris is the source of this 2413-nucleotide messenger RNA. The record is from the annotation of a GenBank genome assembly. Lineage: Eukaryota; Viridiplantae; Streptophyta; Magnoliopsida; Solanales; Convolvulaceae.